CACGCAAUUUAUAGCCGCUCAGAUCUACGGCGGACAGUCGAGAGUUGGAGCUCGCUCGAAGCGGAGUCAUUGGCGUUCACAUUCUGGAGGCUUUGAGACAAAGCAUCAGAGAGAAUUUAAACAACCAAAAUUAGCGAAGAUGGAAGCUGCUCUCGAGCGAUGCGAUACGCUGUUCACUAUGGGUCACCACGUCGAAGGGCUUGGGACCAUUGUGGUGCAUGAGAAAGACCCUUCUCCAGAGGUGCAGUGGAGACUAGCCAGAGCCAUCUUCAAAGAGGCUGAAUUCAAAGGCUCCGUCCCGAAACACAAGGCCAUCGAAGCGAGCUUGAAAAUCCUCACCAAAAACCUGGAGAUCGCACCGGAUUGUUGGAACUCGCAUGUCUGGUUCGCCAUCAUUCUAGGAUGCAAGGAGAAGCACGAGUCUUUCAAGCAGCAGAUCGAAGAAGCUUUCAUCAUCCGGGAGCACUUAGACAAAUGCAUCGAGUUGAACCCGGAAUCCGAGUUGGCGCAUCAUGUACUCGGCCAGUGGUGCUACAAGGUCGCGUCAGUGAGUUGGCUGCAAAAGAAAACCGCUGCCACCCUGUUCGCAAAACCUCCAGAGUCGACGUUCGAGGAGGCUGUCAGCCAUUUCAAGAAAGCCGAAGAAUUGUCUCCGGCCAUCUUCAACGGGAAUCAUCUCUGUUUGGCCCGGACUCUCAUCGAUAUGGGCAGGAAGCAAGAGGCACCGGAAUAUCUCAAGAAGUGUCUUCAAAUCACCGAGGAGAAGAAGACCGAUAAGGACACGCUCGACAACAUUGAGGAAGCCCAAAAACUAGCGAAGAAACUUGGUCUUAAGCUUUAAGCAUAUCUUGUCUGUCGAUCGCCUGUUCUUUGGACGACAGUUUUGUUCGAGUAUUUCGAGUGGCGAAAUUGUCACACAAUACAUUUCUAGUCGAAAAGUUCCGCUGCGUCCGAUAGAUAAGGGAUUCUGGUUCCUUCCUAUUGGUUUCCUCAUCGACCGGAUGCUCAGCUCUCGAAUGUUAGUGAAUAUUAUCUCCUAUGAAAAGCGCAAAGACAAAGACUUUUAGAAAAAUAUGUUGAGUCCGGGAACGAGUUUGAAUGUUAUGAGUGCCGGUGUGAGUGUGUAUGGACGAUUCGAAACGCAAGCAUGAGAUGUGGAGAAGACGGUACGGACGAAGGGUAUUUCUGAAGGAUUAUAAUAAACAAACCGAUAAUUUAUUGCGAA
Galendromus occidentalis (western predatory mite) is the source of this 1225-nucleotide messenger RNA. RefSeq names its product regulator of microtubule dynamics protein 1. Gene Ontology annotation, cellular component: cytoplasm; spindle microtubule; mitochondrion. Gene Ontology annotation, molecular function: microtubule binding. Lineage: Eukaryota; Metazoa; Arthropoda; Arachnida; Mesostigmata; Phytoseiidae. The record is from RefSeq and is a predicted model, not a curated record. Bases 140 to 841 code for a protein of 233 amino acids. The transcript has 4 exons.